Trametes versicolor FP-101664 SS1 is the source of this 918-nucleotide messenger RNA. Its product is annotated as prohibitin. Gene Ontology annotation, cellular component: mitochondrion; membrane. The coding region runs from base 37 to 873 and encodes 278 amino acids. NCBI's taxonomy places the organism in Eukaryota, Fungi, Basidiomycota, Agaricomycetes, Polyporales, Polyporaceae. The record is from RefSeq and is a predicted model, not a curated record. The transcript is spliced from 9 exons. Gene Ontology annotation, biological process: mitochondrion organization.
CGUUGCAGCGUCUGGUCUUGCGAGGUCUUCACCAUCAUGUCUCUCCCUCAGCUCGCGAACAGGAUCAUAGUGCCGGUCGCUAUUGCGGCCGCGGUUGUGCAAGCCAGCAUCUACGAUGUUCCCGGAGGUUACAGGGCAGUUAUGUUCGACCGUUUCUCUGGUGUGAGGAACACGGCGUCGCUUGAGGGCACGCACUUCCUGGUUCCUUGGCUGCAGAAGGCCAUUCUCUACGACUGCCGCAUCAAGCCAAGGAACAUCUCGACCACGACUGGUUCCAAGGAUUUGCAAAUGAUUUCAAUUACCCUUCGUGUCCUCUCACGGCCGGACCUCCAGCACCUCCCCAACAUCUACAAGACUCUCGGCCAGGACUACGACGAGCGUGUUCUCCCCUCCAUCGGCAAUGAAGUUUUGAAGAGCAUUGUCGCGCAGUUCGAUGCUGCAGAACUGAUCACCCAGCGUGAAGUGGUCUCAGCGCGAAUCCGCGAAGACCUCCUUCAGCGCGCGGGAGAGUUCAACAUUGUGCUCGAAGAUGUUUCCAUCACCCAUCUUACGUUCGGGAAGGAAUUCACCCAGGCUGUCGAGGCGAAGCAAAUUGCUCAGCAGGAUGCCGAGCGCGCAAAAUUCAUCGUCGAGAAGGCCGAGCAAGAGCGUCAGGCAGCCGUCAUCCGCGCGGAAGGCGAGGCCGAGGCUGCGGCAACGAUUUCGCGGGCACUGGAGAAGGCUGGCGACGGGUUCAUUGCGUUCAGGAAGAUCGAGGCGAGCAAGGCGAUUGUGCAGUCGCUGACCUCGAAUCCGAACGUGACGUACAUUCCGAGCGGGGGAGGAAAUGUUCUGCUGAAUGUACCUACUGCGCCGGUGUUCCCUCGGAAGUAGUCCGGAUGUAGUACCGGCAGCUUAUGGGAUGUGGUCUCUUUCUUC